UACUAAUUACAGAUGAUUCAAAAUAGGAUUUACACGUCAGAUUGGAUUAUAUUUGUGUAUCCUGUAUGUAGAUAAAAGGAGAAAAGAAAUUGUAAAAUGAAAAUGUUUGUUUUAUGAAGAAUAUGGGGACAAAUUAAAAAGAUGUAUAAUUGGAGGACUGUGAAGUAUUCUGUUAUUAUUUGUAUAUGCUGUUUAAGAUUAAGUACAUGUUCAGUUAACUUAGCAUUUAAGAAACCAGCUCUUCUCAGUUCCAAUUACACAGGGUCGGAUGGGAUGAUAUAUUUUACAGCCGAUCAAGCUGUAGAUGAAAACACAAGUGAUGUAUUUGGGACACCCGAAGUUCCUGCAGGGACAUGUACCCAUACCCGUCAGACUACAAACUCGAAACCAGUAUAUUGGCAAGUGGACCUCGGACAGCUCAGUAUUGUAACACGGGUGAAAAUAGCGUACAGAAAUGAUCGCAGCGAUAGAAUGAAUGGUUAUACUAUUACAUUUUCAAACGAGACAUUAGCUAACGGUAUAGUGUGUUAUCAGGAUACAUUUGCUGGAAAGCCAUUGACAAAUGAUCAGCAUAAUUGUACAGUAAUUGGUAGAUAUGCUCGAUACGAUAACAACAUAGGGUUCGCCGAAAUUUGUAAUUUUGAAGCCUAUGGUUGUCCAGUUAGUUUAUAUGGUACAAAUUGUGCAAUGUCAUGUCCAGCCAACUGUUUGUCUUCUACCUGUAACCCUGACGACGGAUAUUGUAUUGGUGGUUGUCGACCUGGUUGGCAGGGAAAUACGUGUCAACAAGUAUGCGAUGAUGACACUUACGGAUUAGGAUGCAGCAAUAAUUGUUUCUGUAGAGGUUCUGCUUGUGAUAAGAUGACAGGAGUAUGUCCAGUCGGAGGAUGUCUCAGAGGCUACAGUGGGAUUUAUUGUAAUGAAACAUGUACAGGUAACCUGUUUGGGUUCGACUGUUUGUCUGUUUGUAACUGUGCUGGAUCUGACUGCUUUCCAGAUAACGGAACGUGUUUUAGUGGAAGUUGUUUGCCUGGAUGGAGCUUGGAUUCUUGCAGUCAACCAUGUCCUCCGAAUAUGUUUGGUCAGAACUGUAACAACAGCUGUGGUAAUUGUGACCGCGGAAGAACAUGUAAUCCCGUGACUGGUAUAUGUGAUAAUGGUUGUGCAGAUGGUUGGUUGGGAAAGUAUUGUAAUAUUUCAUGUGAUCCAGGAUAUCAUGGUUUUAAUUGUUCGAAAGAAUGCGGAAAUUGUUAUAAUGGCACAAUUUGUAAUCAUCGGAAUGGACAUUGUCCUGGGCAGUGUGAUCCUGGUUGGCAUGGCAAUACAUGUCGGGCACUAACAAGCGAUUCUGCUGGGUCUUCAACAGUGACAGCCGUUAUAGUGAUAUUACUUUUAUUGUGCCUAGCUACAGGCCUGAUCGUAAUUUAUAUAAAAAGAAGAAAAAUAGCAACAAGACAAAGUUUUAAAUACAGUAAAUCGUUCGUAGAUUCCAGAGGAGACAAUGAUGACCAGAGCAGAAACUCAAAUGCACAGAAUACAAAUGAAGCAAUAUAUUACAACACGUCCCAAACAAUAGUCCCAGAAGAAAAACACAAUGACCUCCAAAAUAAUAUAGCUUUCACACCAGAUGAGGUUAUUUAUUCAAAUGAUGAAGGGGAAGAUAUUUGUACAAAUACUAAGAUAGAAGUUGACGAAAUGGCUGAAGUGAUUAAAAAUAAAAACAAACAAAUAUUUACUGAAGAAUACAAUCAACUUCCAGCUGGUCAUCAGUUUCCCCACGAAGAUGGAAAGCAUCCAAGCAAUAAAACCAAAAACAGAUUUUUAGCAACAUUCCCAUAUGAUAAAAAUAGAGUUAUCCUUCCUGCAAUUAAAGGUGUGGAAAAUUCUGACUAUAUAAAUGCCAGCUAUAUUGAUGGUCUCGAUAAAGAAAAAUCGUACAUCGCAUCACAAGGUCCUAAGAAAUCAACGGUGUCAGACUUCUGGCGUAUGAUUUGGAAAGGCAAAAUCGAAAAGAUUGUAAUGGUAACCAAUCUGGUUGAAGGUGCAAAAACAAAAUGUGAAAAAUACUGGCCGGAUACAGAUGAUCAUUUGACACACGGUCCUCUAUGUGUCAAAAACAACAAGGAGACUAAAUACGCUGCUUUUACUAUUAGAGAACUAACAAUAUCGAAUAAAAAGAGUGAAAAGGAAAGAACAAUACACCAGUACCAUUUUACCCGGUGGCCUGACCAUGGUACACCUGAUCCAUCACAACUGGUUCACUUCAAUAGCAGAGUACAACUUCGUAAUACAAACUCCGGACCAUUACUGGUUCACUGCAGUGCUGGAAUAGGAAGGACGGGGACGUUUAUUGGUUUACACGAGUUAACAAUCCACGGUAGAAAAACUGGUUGUUUAGACGUGUUUCAAUAUGCAAAGUUGAUGAGACAAGGACGAAUUAACAUGAUACAAACUCCUGAACAAUAUAUAUUUCUGCACGAGGCUUUAUUAGAGGCUCUAACUUACCCAGAAACAACAUAUUUCCGUGAAGACUUUUCUGAAAUUAGACAGGCAUUAUUUUCCUGUGACAGUCCUAUGAAUCAAACUAAACUGUGGAAUCAGUAUGAGCAUUUGAAAGCCAAAAAGCCUGUGUAUGAUGAUAAUUGCUAUACUGAUGCACUGUCGGAGAAAAACGAGUGUAAAAACCGGAACAAGGAAAUAAUUGCACACAAUAGAUAUCGUACCUACCUCAAUACAUAUGCUCCACCAAGAACAGACUAUAUCAACGCAAUCACUGUCCCAUCAUACAGAGAUUUAACAGGUUAUAUAACAACACAAAUACCUCUACCAGAUACUGUAGAAGAUUUCUGGAGUAUGAUUUACGAUCACGAUUGUGGCUGUGUAAUAGUGCUAGAUAAAAUACCAAAUGAUGUUACUUUUACACCACCAGAAAACGAAUUUAUGCGACUUAAAUCUUUUGUUGUUUAUUCUGAACGUGAAUUUCCUAGGAGUGAAAACAUUACAGAUUUUGAUGUAGUUCUAAGUCCCCAAGGAAGUAGCAAAGAAAAUGACAGGAAAAUAAAAAUGUUUAUUAGUACCAGAGAACAACAUGAUGUUAUACCAGACAACACAGAACUGUUUGUAUCAUUGUGUGAAUGUGUCAUUGAUUUUGAAACAACAAAUACACAAGAUUUCCCAGUAGUACUUGUGUGCCGAGACGGUGCUUCAAGGUGUGGUAUAUUUGCUGCCAUGACGAUAACCAUUCAGAGAAUACUAGUGGAUAAAGAUCUUGACAUUUUCCACGCCAUAAAAACAAUUCAACAAAGGCAGCCUCGAUUUGUUGAUUCAUUUGAGCAAUACAAGUUUAUUCAUGAAUUAGUAGAUGAUUAUAUGGAUUCUAAUCAGCUGUAUGUGAAUAUAUGAAUUUUGCGUGAAUUACUUACCAGUCCAACUGUUUUAUUUUAAAUUUUAAUCUUGCAAUAUCUGACAGUAAAUUUGUUGAUUAAAUAUUUGUCUCAUUUUUAUGUUUGUGUAUAUUUGUAUUAAUAAAGAUAAUAUGAAAGAGA
Molecule: messenger RNA, 3545 nt
Organism: Mytilus californianus (California mussel)
Lineage: Eukaryota; Metazoa; Mollusca; Bivalvia; Mytilida; Mytilidae
Product: receptor-type tyrosine-protein phosphatase epsilon-like
Exons: 26
Coding region: 142-3402 (1086 amino acids)
Biological process (GO): protein dephosphorylation
Molecular function (GO): protein tyrosine phosphatase activity
Source: RefSeq, a predicted model, not a curated record